AUGCCUAUCAAGAUUCCGAAAGGAUUCGCUCGCCGGAAGUCGUCCGGUAAUGCCCUGGAGGAAGUGGAAACCCCCCGGGAGCCCUCUUUUCGGGUGUUUGAACGGCCCUCUGCUGGGGGAGUCGACGGGGUCAACGCAAAGAGAGCCAGUGAAUCGAAUCUAUUAAAUCCGGCUUCUGAUGACUCUGAUAAUAUCUUCGCGGACCUCGAGAAACGCCAAGGGAAAGAUCGUGGUAGUGGUGCGACCAACAACUCCGACUCCACAGCUCCCUACGAUAGCUCCUCCUCUGCUCGAUACAGCUCAUCCUCUACACUGCCGUCGACGGACGCACCUAUCCACAAGGAACAGGGGAACGGGCACUCGAGGCCCUUCCAUGACAUUCCUCUACCUCCAGUGAUUGGGUCGCAGUUCUCUUUUCGUGCAGCCGGACGAACGUUCUCCUUCGGCAGCAAGGCUCCUAGGGUAUCAACGCCCCCAUCACGAGGCUCUGCGGUUGCAUCUGGCGCACGUGAUCGGGCCAUGACCGCCAGCACCGCCAGUACAGCCACGCCCCCUCGACUGCUGGACUCCGAUUUGAAGCUGGAGAAAGUGGAAGAUGAUGACUUUGGAAACAUGUUCCAGGACUUCGGGAAGUCCGAGCAGGCGUCUUCGAAUGUGCAAAAUGCGGACGUGACAGAUCACCCCCCGCCAAUGCCAGCCAAGGGAUCUCGAUCCUCUCAGCUACCUCCCAUCGAGGUCGACAGAUCGAAAGAAGUGGAGCCGUCUCCGUACUCGUGGGAGAGCCGUAACUCUCAGGACGGCCUGCUAGGACAAGAAGAUAACAUGUUCGCCAGCAGAAGCUUGACCCAAUCCAAUACCAUGCCGCUCACCGGAGGACGGCGAUCUUUGACUCCAUCCAGCUCCAUGCCACUACCCACAACUUCUCAUCGAGCUUUGGACAAGCCUAGUCGCGACUCGACACUACGAAGGAGCACUGCUUAUACCGGCAGACGUGGCUCGACUCCCGCAGACGAGCUGGAUGUGAGACUGGUGAUGGAGGCGGUCUCGUUGAACUCCCGGAGUCAGACUCCAGCAGUGCUGGAAGAGGACAACGACGAAACGUCAUCUCUGUUCGACAGCAGAGACGCCGAUUUCACGAGCACUUGGCAUCACGGGAAAUCUAGCCAGGCUGUCGAUGGUCCUAACGAGUCCUCUAUAGCCGAUCAUGCACGGUUGGCGUCACAAUACGAGGAUAAGGAGUCCACCACCCCCCAAGCGACACCUAAAGUUAUGACGCCGGCCCAGUUCGAGCGGUACCGACAGCAGCGAGAGCUCACAAGGACGAAGAGUGAUGCCUCCAUGAGUGACGCAUCCGAUGCUAGCAAUGAUUAUGACGACGAAGAUGAAGCAGAGAAGAACAUGGAGGCUGCAAGACAAAGGCGCAAGCAAGAAGCUCACCUUUCCAUCUAUCGCCAGCAGAUGAUGAAGGUGACCGGGGAGCAAGCUCCUGGUCCCUCUCUCCGUCCGAAUAUGGACCGAUUGAGCAGCAGUACUCCUAACCUCAUGAACCGCAUGUCCUCGUUGGGACUUCCUGCCGACAAAUCAGGCAGUGGCAAGACUAGCGAGGCUGACGACGACGAUGACAUUCCUCUGGGAAUUUUAGCGGCACACGGAUUUCCUAACAAGAACCGCCCUCCGACACGCCUGGGCACGUCGAGUUCGAUUCCUAAUCUUCGAGCCUCAUUCGUUGGUCAACCUGCAUCACCUGGCUCCGUAGCUGGGGAUGGCUCUGGCAAUAGAGGAAGCUUGCCUCCCUUUGCACGGAACCUACCACGAGACCCUUAUUUUGGUGCUAGUAUAGUCACCCCUGCGAAUAGGGAACCGCUUGAAAUUCGAGGAGGAGCAUCUGUUUAUGGCGGACCCUCCCCAGCAUUACCACCCGGGGGCCUUGUGGGAGUCAUUGCAACCGAAGAGAGGGCGAGAGCGAUGAGGCGAGGCAGUCCGAACACGCAGGCAUUUGCACCAUCUCUUGGAACGUCACCCGGAGGGUUACCGAGACCUCAUACAAUGAUGCAUAUGGGACCAACUUUGGCUCCUCCUCAGCAGGGAAUCUCCCCCGCAGAACAGGCGCAACUCCAGAUGUCUCAGCAGAUGACCCAAAUGAUGCAGAUGCAGAUGAAUUGGAUGCAGUCCAUGAUGCAAAUGCAAGCUAUGCAGAGUGGAGUGCAACCGCCGAUGAACAAUGCUAACCUUGCUCCUCCCAUGCCACCUGUUAAUAUGCGCCCGAUGUCUAUGCCCGCAGCGGCGGCUCUAAACAACCCUCCUUCUCGACUGGCAGAUCAGCGCACACUCAGCAUGCUAGAUCCAAGCAUGUCUGCUCGCUGGAAUAACAGCACAUUUUUGUCCCCCAACGGCGUUAACGGCCUGAAUGUGCCUCAAGGGCAAGGUUAUGCUCCAUCCAUCGCCCCUUCGGAGCGUAGCAACGUCGGAUUAGCCCCGCGAUAUCGACCAGUAUCCACGAUUCAGCCUGACCAGAAACCGGCGAAUCGCGCGUCCACUUUUACAUCCUCAACCUUGAAGCCCUGGAACGAUGAGAACCAGAGGCCCGGAUUUUCGCCCCGUUCAAAGUCGGCCAAGCCCACCUCCAUGGCAACUGUUACUGUCCGGCCGAUCAGUAGUACAGACAGGACGUCCACUCCUAGCAGAAACGCCGCGUCUGAUGACGAUGAUGAGGAAGGCUGGGCGGAAAUGAUGAAGCAGCGCGAAAAGAAGAAGAGCGGUUGGAAGCUGAAGAGAGGAACAACCGGUAACUUGGGGGAACUCUUGCACGCGGUGCACUAA
Messenger RNA from Paecilomyces variotii, 2820 nucleotides. RefSeq lists its product as hypothetical. The coding region runs from base 1 to 2820 and encodes 939 amino acids. Lineage: Eukaryota; Fungi; Ascomycota; Eurotiomycetes; Eurotiales; Thermoascaceae. The record is from RefSeq and is a predicted model, not a curated record. The transcript has 3 exons.